AUGGCCAACGAAUUAUCGAAGACCGACCAAAAACCGGUCAGCGGAUUCUAUAUGUUCCGUCGAGCAGUCCUCCGCGGAUUGGCCAUCGCCGCACCUCCACUGCUCACGAUUGUGAUCUUCAUCUGGAUCUUCUCAACGAUUCAGAACUACAUCCUUUCCCCGAUCGAAUCGACCGCUCGCACGACGAUUGCCUGGGCCAUUGAAGAUGUCCAUCGCGAUUUUCCCAACGUUGCUCCUGAAGCCACCAGUGCGGUCCACGAUUCCGAAAUCUACCGAAAAACGGCCAAUGGACAGUGGGUGCCCGGCAAAAUCUAUGAAUACGUCUAUAACCACCUGGGCGAUCAGCCAAUGCCGGCAUCCGGGUAUGGAAUUUACGAGCAAUACGUUCAACAGCGAUGGCUGCAGCGCAAGUUCACGAUCCCAUUGCUUCUAAGCAUCUGUGUUCUUGCUUUGUAUUUCACCGGAAAAUUUCUUGCAGGCGGUUUGGGCCGUAUGCUUUGGAAUGCAUCCGAACGGCAGAUCAUGCAACGUCUGCCGAUCAUCCGAAAUGUUUACGGUUCGGUGAAACAG
Symbiodinium sp. CCMP2456 is the source of this 570-nucleotide messenger RNA. NCBI's taxonomy places the organism in Eukaryota, Dinophyceae, Suessiales, Symbiodiniaceae. The record is from the annotation of a GenBank genome assembly.